This is a messenger RNA of Schistosoma haematobium, 1596 nucleotides long. RefSeq names its product RWD domain-containing protein 1. NCBI's taxonomy places the organism in Eukaryota, Metazoa, Platyhelminthes, Trematoda, Strigeidida, Schistosomatidae. The record is from RefSeq and is a predicted model, not a curated record. Gene Ontology annotation, molecular function: protein binding. The transcript is spliced from 2 exons. Gene Ontology annotation, biological process: cytoplasmic translation. Bases 468 to 872 code for a protein of 134 amino acids.
UUUUUCCUCUUAGUAAUACUCAACUAAAUACACAGUAUAACUCUGUACAUCAACAUGCAAUUAACAUGUUAUAUUUCUUGACAUAUUUUUGUGUUCGAAUACUAUUUCUCGUAAAGCAGUAGUACAAUCUCAUAUUUUUCGUAACGCCACUUAAUGUGCACAUUAUUUUUUAAAUCUGACUUUGGUUUUUCCGUUACCGAUCUGUAUCAACUCCUAGGACACAUUGAUUAACUCACAAAUACACUGCUCCCCAUACAUUCCUCGUCUUCAUCAUCUCAUCAGCUGCUACAUUGACAAAUCAGUAAUAUGAUUGCUUUUUACUUUUACAGGUCACAUUCCUGUGGUUAGUAUAGGAUUUUUCUGAUAUACAUCGAUUUGGACUAUAUAUACCGUGUUUGGUAUUAAUUACUUGUUUCAAUUGUGCGUCACAUGAUCAAGACCCGAACACGCUAGACCUGAAAAUAAAGAUGUCAGUAGAAGAUUGUGAAAAUGAAUUACUUGCACUGGAAUCCAUUUAUGAAGAUAAGUAUCAACUUGUACAAACUACACCUAGACGAAAAAUAAAAGUAAACCUAAAUGGUCAGUCGGAUGAUUCACUGUCAACUAAAGUUCGAUGUCAGCUUCUUUUUGAACUUACAAGCAACUAUCCAAAUAAACCACCUAAAUAUCAAAUACUUAAACCUGAAAAUCUUUCAGACGAAGAUAUUUCCGAUAUAAAUAUUAUAAUCAAUGAAGUAAUUGAACGAUCCCUAGGAUUUGUAAUGUUAUUUGAUAUAUUAACAGAAGUUCAAGAAAAAUUAGAUAGUAUCUGUUCAAAAAUCUUAAUUCGUCAGCGUAAUGAAGCUAAAGAAAACGAAAAGCUAUACAACUAGAAGAAGAAGCGAAAUUCCGUGGUGAUAGAGUUACAGUGGAGUCGUUUCUAGAAUGGAAUACAAAAUUCCUUGCAGAAAUGGAAUCAUUAAAAGAGAAGUCAAUAUCUGAAGAUCAAAGUGCUGUUAAACGACUAACUGGACGUGAGCUAUUUUUGAAAGAUAAUCAUUAUGACGAUUCCGAUUUGACCUUCUUGGAAACUAAUGGUGGCGAAGUUGUAGAGAUUGAUGAACAUUUAUUUGUUGACAUUGGCGAUAUAGACCUGGAUGAUGAUAAUGAUGACGAUAAUAACCAAGUAGUUGUGACGGGAACAGCCUGAACAUAUUAUAUACUUUGUACAAAUUAAUUCACUCCAAAAGUAUCAUUGCUUUUAUUUUAACAGUUCUCUUCCGGUAUGUAAAGACAAAGAUAUGCAAAAUUGGAAAUAGACUUCUAUGACUAUGUAAAUUCUAAAAACUGUAACUUCCUGAUUUCACAAACUUGACGCUACAUUUACUAAGUGUCAUACGAAUUUGGCGACUAUAAAUUGUUAACUUGCAAAGCUUUAAUUUCGUGUUCUAAAACCUAUGAUAAUUAUUUAAAUAAAAGUAUACAACUUGGAAACCAAAGGUAAAUUCGUCCUCGUAGUUCAUAUUUUUGGAAAUAAAUAUGCCUACUGCAUAAAUCUUUGUUACUGAGGCGAGAUUCAAUUUCUAGUUUUCUUACACCAUCAAUACUUUCUGUGUG